AUGGCAUUGAAAUUAGUUGGUGAACAAUCAAGAAUGUAUCCAGCUACGUUUUACAAUCGUUUCGAUUCUGUGGAAGAUGUAGAUUUGGAGAAUGCUGUUUUUCUCACAGCAGAAACUGUUGAAAAAUUCAAUCUUCCUUCAAAGAGAGAAGAAUUUGAAGAAAGUAUAAAGAAAGUGAACGAAACUUGUUCGUAUUCUCUUCCUAUUCAACUUAAAACCAUUCCAAAAGGAGUUUAUUUGAAGAAACACUAUGUUGGACCUUAUAUGCAUUUAGGAAGAGUUUGGGAAGAGUUGAAGACUGAGUUGAGUGAAAAGUUUGGUGAAAUUUAUGAAGAAGCUCCAUAUCCAAGUUGGGAAGAACAUCCAAAUCAUGAAAUUUUAAUGAAAGAGGUACCUAAGGAUGAAGAAUUGAUUAGUGACUUGUUUACUAGAUUAAUUGAAAAGAAAUAA
Naegleria gruberi is the source of this 450-nucleotide messenger RNA. RefSeq lists its product as uncharacterized. Lineage: Eukaryota; Heterolobosea; Eutetramitea; Acrasida; Naegleriidae. The coding region runs from base 1 to 450 and encodes 149 amino acids. The transcript has a single exon. The record is from RefSeq and is a predicted model, not a curated record.